AUGAAGCUUAGCAUGGUUCGGCUGGUUGGCCUCUGCCUAUUCCUGGCAUGGCAGCCGGCAGAGUCCGCCAGUGUCCUUACGAAGGUACUGUCCAUGCUGAAGACAAUGAAAGAAGCGGGUGAGAAGGAGAAACAGGAUGAAGCAGUGCAGUAUGCUUCAUACAAGACCUGGUGUGAGGGAGAGACCUUGACCAAGACCAGAGAGGUUGGAGAGCUUUCCGACCAAGCGGAGCUGCUUAAAGCUGAGAUAGAGACUGCGGAGGCUUCGAGCGUCACCUUCAAUGAGAAGCUUGAAGGCCUUGCAGCUGAUGUGACCAAGUGGACCCUGGAGAGGGACAAUGCCACGGCCCUCCGAAAGGAGCAGAAGGCCACCUAUCAGGAGACUCACAAGGACUACACUGAGUCCAUCCAGGCAAUCAUGGGAGCCCAGAAGGUUCUCAAGGAGGAGGCCGGCUCAGCCAAGGCGCUGGCCCUCCUGGCCACCCUUCCGCUUCCGGCCGCGGAGGCGAAGAAGGUCACUGCCUUCCUGGCCAUGUACCACUCCGAUGAGGAGUCCCGGAAGCCCGAAGGCUUGGACUCCUUCGACCUCGCAACCUCCAGCAUCAAGGACAUGCUGGACCAGCUCCGUGACAGGUUCGCCGACGAGCGAAGUGAGCUUGAGAAGGAGGAGACCAAGCGCGUCCACGCGUAUGACCUCCUGGCCCAGAAGACCAAGACGAUGCUUAGCCAGACGAAGGCAUCGCAGCAAGAGAUGACCCAGAGCAAGGCCAAUGCCCUUCAGAGCCUGGCAGCCACGAAAGCGCAGCUCCAGGACACCGAGGCAUCUGUGACCGAACAGAAGAAGUACUUGGAAGAAGUGAAGGCCACCUGUCAGCAAAAAGCCUCCGACUUCGCGGAUCGCAGCAAGCUGCGGGAGGGCGAGCUUGCAGCCAUCGGCAAGGCCAUCGACCUCCUCUCUUCCAAGGAGGUGGCCCUCACCCAGACCCGGCUGCAGCUGAAGGCCGGCACCGCACUGGUGUCUCUGCGCCUUGCGCCAGAGGCUGAGGCCCGGGCGGCCAAGUAUCUUCAGAAGCAAGCCAUGAAGUUCAACAGCCGCAUCCUCUCGUCAAUGGCUUCUCGCAUCGGGCAGUCUGCGGACCCCAUGGCCAAAGUCCGGAACAUGGUUGAGGGCCUCAUCACCAAACUUGAGGAGGAGUCGACUGAGGACAUGGAGCAUAAGGAUUGGUGCGAGAAAGAGAUGGGUCAGAAUGAGAAGGCCCGCACCUCCCAUGAGACAGACGUGGACGAGACGCAGGCCAAGGUCGAAUCUGUGGAGAGCGAGGUCGCAAAACUUGCCUCCGAAAUCACGGAGCUCAUUAGCCAGUUGGCCGAGAACAAGGAGAGCUUGUCCAACCAGACGGAGGCACGUGAAGCCGAGCAAGUCGAGAACAACAAGACCAUCACGGAUGCCAGGGAGGCUUACAAGGCCGUCACCGAGUCGAUCGCGGUCCUCCGGGAGUACUACGCAAGCAUGAAAAAGAGUUCCUUCAUCCAGACUGGCAAGAUUGAAGCCGCCCCAGAGGUUUUCGAUGGCGCGUACACCGGGCAAGGCAGUGACAGUGUCAUCGCAAUGUUGGAGGUGGUCCAGUCUGAUUACUCCAAGCUGGAGAGCACCACAGAAGCCCAGGAAAUGACUGCGGAUAAGGACUUCACCCAGCUCAAGUCGGAAAUGGCUGUUCUGGAGGUCCAGCAGCAGAAGGACUUGGAGCACAAGAAGCUGCAAAAAGGUCAGAAGGAGACGGGUGUAUGA
Molecule: messenger RNA, 1788 nt
Organism: Symbiodinium pilosum
Lineage: Eukaryota; Dinophyceae; Suessiales; Symbiodiniaceae
Source: the annotation of a GenBank genome assembly